CCUCCUCACAUGGCCCCAUUUUCAGUGUUCUCUCCAAUUGUCCUUUCACCUUUGAUACUGGAUGAAUUUUAAUCUGUAGUAUAUCGAUCCCCUAAGAAAAAGAACAUAUUUCCCUCGCAAAAAAUUAAGGUCUCUUAUGGCACACUCGGCUAAAAAGAUCAAUGCAGAGACUAAAUAUAGAACGGUAGCUGUGGCGGCAACGUCCUUUAUCAUCCUUGGAGGUAUUUGCAUUGGCUUUGGGUGGAGAUAUGUGAGUCGUGCUUGGAAUAGGAAACCAAAGCACAAUCUUGCAAGGUCCAUGUCCAUUGCAGCCAUCCAUGGAGGUAAACAGGCUUUGGAGAGAUUGGUUGAUUAUCACAAGUAUCGGGGCAAGGCAACAGAGACAGAUGUUAAUAUAAAAGAACUGGAGACUCUACUUGGAAACGAUCGACCUCGUUUCAAGGAACUUCAGCGUGUUCUUGCGAGGCUGGAAAUGAGCAGAAGAGAAGAUGAAGCAAUAAAAGUGCUAAAAAAAGCAUUGGAAAAGGCCCAAAAGGAGGGCAAAUCUCAUGAUGCUUAUGAGAUUGAAAUGUUGCUUGCGGAAAUGCACAUCUACAAGGGAGAUGCUCAAAAGGCAUUGAAGUGCAAAUGCUUAGUAGAAGAUGAAGGGGCUUCUGAUGCACGACGUCCUCUUUAUAAGGCUAUCAUUUCCUUGAUGGAGCAGAAAGAGCAAGAUGCUGUAGAACAUUGGAAAACCUUUAAAGACAUGCGAGACCUUACAGUCCCACCUGGUUUCCAUGAUGAGGAGUUCAUUGAGUUUAAGAAUGCUGUCAAUCAUCUCAAACAAGAUAUUAAUGCUGCAACGCAACUCAAAAAACAAAGGGGUGGCAAUACGAAGAAAAUAGUGCUUAUUGCACUUGAUAAGAUCAACUGGGUUAUCCAUUCAGUGGCCUCGUAA
Messenger RNA from Durio zibethinus, 937 nucleotides. NCBI's taxonomy places the organism in Eukaryota, Viridiplantae, Streptophyta, Magnoliopsida, Malvales, Malvaceae. The record is from RefSeq and is a predicted model, not a curated record.